Rubroshorea leprosula is the source of this 952-nucleotide messenger RNA. The record is from the annotation of a GenBank genome assembly. Lineage: Eukaryota; Viridiplantae; Streptophyta; Magnoliopsida; Malvales; Dipterocarpaceae.
UGCGUGGUAUACCAAAAAAAAAAAGUAGUACUUAAAAUUAAAAGAAAAAUAGUAUGUCAUCACCGGGACUUGCCAGUAACCGGUGAUUGAAAUCCACAAUGGCACGGGGAACAGGACCAUGGCGUGGCAAAACCGUGCAAAGAUUUGUGUUCUGUCUGCGUGGCGUUGGCUGCUACAUUCAUUCUUUGAUUGGGGGUUACGAGAGGAGCGGAUAGAGAGAGAUAAUGGGAAGAGUGUUUUUGGUGGAUUUGGGAAACAGGACACACUACAGAUGCCGAUUCUGUGAGAGUCAUCUUGCUCUGAUCGACGAUGUUCUCUCCCGGGUACUCCCUCUUUUUUCUUUUUUUUUUUUCUGUGAAAUCAGCUGAUUGAACCCUGGAAAUUGGAAUUACCUUUUAUGGGACUGUGAAAAGGAUCUGACUUGCUCACCUCGUUGUCUUAUUCCUUUAUAUCAAGCAAUUGAUUUUAAUGUUGGUAGAUGUGAAAUGGGUAUUUAGGGUUUUCUAGAAAUUUGUGGUUUCAGGUGGGUAAUGCAGAGAGCCAGAUGUAAUCAGGAAUGUUCAAUUAUAGAUUGGUUGGUGUCUACCUGGAUGUGGAUUGUGGACCCUUCUUCAAUGAAUGAUAUCUCAAUUCUGAUGGCUUCAACAGUCCAAUAAGAUUACACUGAAUGACAAAAAUGCUAAAUUGUAUGUAGAAAACCAUUUUUACCAGUUCUGGGAAAGUCGAUAAUUUGGGUACUUGUGAGGCAUCAGAGAUUUCUGAGUAGCCCCGGAAUUCAGAAAAGAUGAUGGUGUAUAUGGAUUGCUUUAUUGUCUAAAUAUUGGGUUCAUUAAGCUGCAAUUCAUGAGGAAGACACAUAAGCAAUAACAAAAUUAGAGAUGAUGUGUAUACUAUUUAGGCUUGUGCUAAUUGUGAACUUUGAGAAUGCUAUGAUUAAAAAUUGGAUGAAAUG